This is a messenger RNA of Acanthochromis polyacanthus (spiny chromis), 3773 nucleotides long. RefSeq names its product transmembrane protein 205. The record is from RefSeq and is a predicted model, not a curated record. NCBI's taxonomy places the organism in Eukaryota, Metazoa, Chordata, Actinopteri, Pomacentridae. The coding region runs from base 559 to 1125 and encodes 188 amino acids. The transcript is spliced from 4 exons.
UUAAAUAAGAUUAUAGCUGUAAAUUAUCUUAAAUGAAAUUGAUUCCAAGGUACACAGUUCUAAAACAGUGUGUACUCACUGUGAUUGCAGAGGUUUAGGGGGUGGCCAAGAGGGCACUGUGACAUUUUAUAUUGAAAUACUGCAAUGAAGAGGUUAAAUUGAACAAACUGCAGGGCAAUACUGUGUCGCCAGUGUGUCCUAACAACGCCUUUACCCGAAGCUGUCUGGGGGAACCAGUUACUGCUGUUAAUAUCUGCACGGAGAACUUUCCAGAGAACAUCCUCACACUCAUGGUUCCGCCCUCCCCUCCGCGGUGAGACUUGCAGGGUGAGUUAGCUGCUGUCAGCCGGUUAGGUAACUUCACCGCUGGAGUCAACUGCAACAAGUUGUCAUUUGGCUACACAGAGUGUCUGGAUUGCAGCAUCAAGUGCCCUUCUUACAAAAAGCCAGAAGCAGUGGUGCGAGGCAAAAGGCACUACCUGCCUUUCCGGACGGUGCUGUUUUGGGAGACUACAGUGGAGCUCAGACCGGAGAAGAGACUGAGGCGGUGGAGAAAGCAUGUCUACUGACGGAGAGCCCUCGUUUGGUGUGAAGCUCCUGCAGCUUCUGCUCCUUUCCACCUACUGGGGGAUGCAGAUUUGGGUCACCUUCAUUUCAAGCUUCGUGAUGGACAACCACCUCAACAGACACACUUACGGGUUCAUUCAGAGUCGCCUUGUCCCGUUCUACCUCCACCUGGGUUCAGCCUGUGCCUUCUUUAACCUCACCAUCUACGCUGUGUUUCAUCCCAGUGACACCAUGAAUGACAGAGAAGCCUUUCAGAUCUUCGUCUUCUUCGUGUCUGUGACGAUCGCGGCCGUCAACGCUCAGUGGUUCGGCCAGAUGACAUCAGAAAUCAUGGCGGACAUGCAUCUCAUUGAGCAGGCGUGCGGGCUCGGUCAGGACAUCGGCCUGUCGUCUAAUCGCGAGGCUUACGCCAAGCUGUGCGAGACGGAUGUCAAAUACAGACACCUGAGCAACCGCCUGUGGCUGUACAGACUGCUGUCCUCUCUGUGUAACCUCUGCUGCAUAGGCUGCAACUUCCACAGUCUCUGCUACAUGGCUGAGAACCUUGUCACGCUGUAAAACUGCGGCAUUACUCACUUGAAUCCAGAAACACUACUCUUUUGUAUCGGAGCCGUAAGUUAUAUAUUUAAUUUGUAAUGUCUUUCUUCCUCUGUGUGCCUGUUAGGGAUGAGAUGAAAUGUCAGGUAAGCCUUGUUCUUGUGUUUUGGGGAGUAAUGAAAGGGAACGGCCUCACUCGGUGGAACCUCAUAGAGAUGAAUCAGUGACUGACUGCAAUGAGCAAUGCUUCACCUUUCACCUAAUCAGGCUGAUAGUGGUGGAAGCCUUGAGUUUCCCCUUCACUUUUAGCUUUACCAUCACAAUAUGGUGUCUUGCAGUUACUCAAAACAAGUGGGAUGUUUUUGAAACUUUUAUUGUAGCAGAAAAUAAGCCAAAGCAAUGCACCUUUUUCAGAAAAGAAACAAACAGCACCUUUAGUGAGGAAACUGCUGCUGUGCGUCUCUCUCUUGCUCUUCAGGUUUGGGUGUAGUUUUAAUACCUUCUUCACAUUGUCGUGUCACGGGUUUCUCUGGCUUGCCUUACUGAGCAUAUGUGUGCAUGCUUCACAUUUCAAAGUCAAUGAUUGUACUAUUUUUAACUGUCCUUUCCCUGCUGGUAUCAAAAUAGAAGGGUUCAAAUAUUCUGAUUGUGAUAUACCGUCAAUGAUACUUUUAGCUCGUCCAAAAAAGUCCGAGCAGUCGACCCGCAGCUCUGUUCCCACAAUGAUCUGUGUGUUGUUGUGGAAGACAUUGUAGGCGUUCUGUAGGUGUCCAUUUUGGACAGGGGUCAGCAUUACCAGUUUUACAAGCAGCAAACCUAGUGAAAGAGGCAGUGAUACUGAAACUAGUUUGGGGCCGUGUUUGUUGGGAUGGUUGAAAGUUUUGUUCAGAUUUGCUGAGUUGAUGUGGGCCUAUUUAGACUAAAUGUCUGUAGUAAUAAUAAUAAUAAUAGAACGGAUCCCCCAGAAUGUCACAGUGAGGCUUUUUUUGACACAAAUUUUGCGAUGCUGUGCAUUAGGUUUUGCAUUACAAUUCUUGUAUGCAAAAGAUUUCGGAAAAGGGAAUGUAAUCAGGCUUCUUUUUUUAAAAAAAAUUAACUUUCCAGCAGUGUAUUUCGUAAUCUAGUAAGCAGCGUACACCUUGUGGAUGCACACAAGAACAGCUGUGGGCACAAUGGAUGCAUACGAGGGUAUUUCACAAAGUUCUGGGCCUCGCAUGUAGACAAGAGGUGUAAAUCCAAUAUACAUAACUGUAUAGUAUAAAGCCUUAUAUCACUGUCCACUAAAACUCAUGUGGGAAGCAAUCAAAGAAAAAAGGAAAUGUUUAAACGAGCAUACUGUUGCUCCAGGACAAUGCUCCAGUCCAUUCAACACAGGUGGCAGAAGCAGCCAAAUGGAACCUUCUGACUUGUAAAAACCUUUGAGUUUUUGUAGGCAUUGAUAUCAAGCUUUAUAAUGUACAGUUACGCCCCAAAAUAGGAACUACCCCCCCUUGUUUCUGACCAUCUGUUUAGCUGUGAUGCGUGCUCUGCUACAUGUGCUGCAGACAGGGUUCAGAGUGUUGUAAACAGUGGAGUCAGGCUCUGUUGGACAAACUAUGCAAUUCCACCAUUUCUGAAUGAUCCCAAGCAUCGUUUUCUUCAGCGAUAAAACUUCAUAUCGGCACAGCAGACAUCAUAUAUUUAUUUAUGUGUUUUCCAACCCAACUAUUUAGCAUGUUCUUGUUGUAUUCCAGUGUCAGAGUUCAGGCAGGAAAUGGAAGAAAAAAAAUGCCACUCUGACCUUUUGUGGGCUGUACAGGAUAGUCUGGUUUUGACCUGAAUGACGUCUCCGCGUUCAGCGGUUUCAUUUAACAUCCCAGCAUGGCCUCUGUGUGUUUUUGUUCUUGCAAUGCGCCACAAAGUCAAACCACGAUUUGUAGGUAUCGGUGAAGGAUUUUAAAGAUACCGUAUCUUAAAUUCCUCGAGUUUAAAAAAAGAAAAAGUCAGAUAAUCUUUGAGGUGUACUCAGCAGAGUUGUGGUCUGUGCAGGGAAGUUCUCAGGCUGUAGUCAUAGAUGUCUUUGAAUUGUUGUUUGUUGCAUAUAUUGAGCGAAGAGGUUCAGUUCCAUCGUCUCUCCAGUUGUCUUUUUGAACAUACUGACUUUGUGUUCGGCGCUCUCCUGCCAUAUUGUUGUUACUGCUGAGGUGAAGCUCUUUAGUCAGUGUUUCUCCUGUUUUAUUAGCAUCCAUUUGGUUGGUCUACCUAUAACCAUGUUGGUGUAAAAACACCCUGAAACCCUUCUUUCUUCUUCUACAUUUGUUCAGACUGGACUAAUGAAGGUGCUUAAUAUGUGCAGUUACUGGCAAAAACAAUGCAAUAUUAAUAUAGUAAACUGUAUAUAUAGUAUUUCAUUGAUGUUGCUUGUAAGCUCAGCCAGUUUAUAUUCUAAAUGCAAGCCAUUUGGUUUCUGUGUAUGAACCCAAAAACUGUAUUUGGAUAUUAAUUUUAAGCAUGCUACAUUGAUUUGUGGAUAUUUAUGUCAGUUGCUUGAGAUAAUUGGGUGAAGGUUAUAAUCAUUAGUGGGGCUAGUUUAUUAAUGAAUGUAAGUGAAGACCAGUGAGGUCAGAUGGUAGUAGUUGUGUGUCAAACAGGAUGUCUUUUUGUAUUAAAUGAUGUUUUCUAUCAAUUCA